Messenger RNA from Tachysurus vachellii, 5845 nucleotides. RefSeq names its product leucine rich repeat and fibronectin type III domain containing 2b (gene lrfn2b). The transcript is spliced from 5 exons. Gene Ontology annotation, cellular component: cell surface; postsynaptic density membrane. Lineage: Eukaryota; Metazoa; Chordata; Actinopteri; Siluriformes; Bagridae. The coding region runs from base 696 to 2999 and encodes 767 amino acids. The record is from RefSeq and is a predicted model, not a curated record. Gene Ontology annotation, molecular function: protein binding.
UUUACUUUUGUUUCAAGAUAUCACAGACUAGGUCGGUUUUCUUUUUACCAAGAACCAGAAAUUGGGUUCGUUGCAGUUAUAUUAUGCUUUUCUUUUGAUACGGUUGUGACUAGAAUUUGUUUGGGUAUUUUUAUUUUAUUUAUUUAUUUAUUUUUAAAUACAUUUUCAGUAUGCGUCCAGGAACUGGUGAUGAAGGAAGCCUGUGCAGAUAUGAAGGCAUCGUUAGAGUCUAGUGCAAAAUAAUCGACUCGGUUCUUAUAAAGUGGUCGGUCCGAGAUUAUCUGAGGUUUAUUAUAGAAGAUGCCAGGGGUCCAGCACUGAGAGACCCAGAUCCGGUUUCGUCUCUCUCUCUCUCUCUCUUGCUCGCUUUCUCUCAGCCAUUUUCGUCAUGGAUUGAAUUUUCCGACUGGGAAAAGACGUGGAAUAACAUGCCGAUGUUGAUAUUUCUCAGAGGUGUUAAAUAAUUGUACCGGAGCGCACCGGCGGAUCAUCAUGGCUCUGGGGGCAGAUCAGAGGGUAAGGUUGCCUUGGGCUAGAAAAUGAGCUAUAGAAUAACAAGCUGUGGGAUUCAGGUUAGCGAUCCAUCCUACAGCGCAGUUUGGAGGUAAUUGGGAUUUAAUUGACAGUCUUUGAAGACAAGCCUGAACCUAUGGCACAGCAGCAGUACAAUACAGGCCCCUUUUUAUGAAUCGACCAUGGACUGUGUGCUUUGGCAGCUGCUGGUCCUGGUUAUGACUGUGGUGGUUGUUCAUGCGUGUCCCAAAUACUGUGUGUGCCAGAACUUGUCUGAGUCUCUUGGGACACUGUGUCCUGCUAAAGGCCUUUUGUUCGUACCCACUGACAUCAAUCGGCACACUGUAGAGCUACGUCUAGGUGGAAACUUCAUCUUACGCAUUACACAGCAGGACUUUGCCAAUAUGAGUGAAUUAGUAGAUCUGACACUGUCACGCAACAGCAUCAGUUCCAUCCAACCAUUCUCCUUUGCUGACCUUGAGACACUGCGCUCGCUGCACAUGGACAACAACCGGCUGGCUGAAUUGGGACAAGAUGAUCUACGGGGACUUGUAAAUCUUCAAUACCUAAUUCUAAACAAUAACCAGCUACGCCACAUCAAUGAAUAUGCCUUCCAGGACUUGGUGCCAGCAAUUGAGGAUCUUGAUUUGUCAUACAACAACCUGCAGAUGUUGCCCUGGGAUUCAGUGCGUCAGAUGGUCAACCUGCACCAGCUCACUCUGGACCACAACUUGCUGGAGUACAUUCCCGAAGGUACCUUUACUGACCUAGAAAAGCUUGCACGUCUGGACUUGACAUCCAACCGCCUCCGGAAGCUUCCUCCAGACCCAAUUUUUGCCCGGGCACAAGAUUCAUUGCAGGAAUUGGUGCAAGUCUCUACACCAUUUGCACCACAGCUUUCACUGAGCGUUGGUGGCAAUCCACUGCACUGCAACUGCGAGCUGCUCUGGUUUAGAAGGCUGGACCGUGAAAAUGACUUGGAAACUUGUGCUUCCCCUUCAAAUUUGAAGGGCCGUUACUUCUGGACUGUAAGGGAGGAUGAGUUUAUAUGUGAGCAGCCCCUUAUCACCCAACACACACACAGGAUGCUGGUUCUAGAGGGUCAAACAGCCAGCUUGCGAUGUGAGGCCACUGGAGAUCCAACUCCCACAAUUCAUUGGGUGGCCCCAGAUGACCAUCUGCUUGGCAAUUCCUCUCGAUUUGUGGUGUAUGGCAAUGGCACCCUUGUUAUUACCAUUACUACAUCAAAAGACUUUGGCACAUUCACUUGUAUUGCUGCCAAUGUUGCUGGUGAAUCCACUGCUUCAGUAGAACUGUCAAUUGUUCAGCUGCCCCACAUUAACAACGGAACAGGACAACCUAAAUCACGCCUCUCUGAUAUCACGGGAACCUCAAAAGCAACACCUAAGGGCCAACCAGAAAAGGAAAAGCCAGUUUGGGUUUCUGAGGUGACCGCAGACUCUGCCCUCAUCAGAUGGUCCAUCAGCAAGGCAGCUCCAAAAGUGAAAAUGUACCAGCUGCAGUACAACUGCUCUGAUGAUGAAGUGCUCAUUUACAGGAUGAUCCCUGCUUCCAGUAAGGCAUUCCUAGUGAACAACUUGGUCUCUGGAACCCGCUACGAUUUGUGCAUCUUGGCAGCCUGGGAUGACUCAGCUACUACACUCACAGCCACUAGCAUUGUGGGUUGUGUUGAGUUCUUCACCAGAGAUGAGUAUCCACAGUGUCAUUCUCUGCAUGGGCAGCUGUUGGGUGGCACCAUGAUCCUGGUGGUGGGAGGUGUGAUUGUGGCUACUUUACUUGUGUUCAUCGUCAUCCUAAUGGUGCGCUACAAGGCUGGGGAAGGUGGGUCAAUGACUGCUGAUGGGACUGAGCUUCCUGUUAGCAAGUUAAGUGACAUUGGUGAUACCUAUUCGCAGCCCAAUGAUGGGUGUCUGGGGCAGAAUGGAGUCUUUUUGCCUCCUUCAAUUUCCAAAGCUAAACUCAAAGCCAAACCCAAGGUAAGUCUACGAGAUGAGGUGGUGGAGUUUAAAUGUGGCUCUCUUCAGAGUAGUAUGAGUUCCCUUUCAUCAUCUUCAUCCUCCUCAUCUGCUGGUUCUGAGAAUGCUUUGCACUCCUGUAGCCCCAACAGUGCUUUGGCCAACAUCUUGAGGUCAGCGUCACUCAAACCGCGAGGAAAUCUGGACCAUCUGUUGGGGGCCAUUAACUCUCUGGAGCUUAAGGGCCAGGCACCAUCAGGAAACGCCAAAUCUGGUCGUGCUAUGGCAUCAGCAGACCCCCCUACUGAUAAGGAGCCUUUGCUGGGCAGGACAUUAGACUCCAAGUUCAGGCGGAGUCACUCAUUUGAUGCUGGUGAGUUUGCAACAUCGAUCAGUGGUGUCUGGACCAAACGUAGCCUCUCCAUCAAUGGUAUGUUGCUGAAGGAUGACAUGGCUAGCAGCAGGGGCACUCUGGAGAGCUCGGAGUGGGUGAUGGAGAGCACUGUGUAGAUUGUAUACAGCACAUUCAAGCUGACACCCUGCCCUUGUGUCAAAGUAAAAUCAAGGGAAUAAAGCCUCUGUUUUCCCCUGCAUGGAAUUACAUAUCUGUUCAUCCAAUAUUAAAACAUAUAUCCACUAUACAACUUGCUGUACUGGACAGGCAGUUAUAAGCUUUAUGUUUUGGUGAAUAAGUGCAUUUGUUUGUGUGUGUGUGUGUGUGUGUGUGUGUGUGUGUGUGUGUGUGUGUGUGUGUGUGUGUGUGUGUGUGUUAGAGAGAGAGAGAGAGAGAUCAUGGAGUAUGUGUUGAGCAGUUACUCUGCUGAGAAAGUUUAGGUCAUAUACCCUUGGGAUUCUGCCAUUUAUCAGGGUCAUUAUAGUGUGGACAGAUACAUGACUGUUAAAUCACAGUGAAUAAAAAACUGCCUACACUUUCUCUAAUGAAUAGUACUGCAACUUCAGUCUGUACAGAAAUAUAUCUGUGUUACAAAUAAUAUUUAUAAGUUGAAUGAAGUUAAAGUUUUAUAUUUUUAUCUCAAUGGUGUCAUAUCACUCUUUCUCAAAAGGAAGAGUUUAAAAAAAGGUCACAGAACUUUCAUACCAUUUUUUUGUAUCACUUCCUUUUCUCUUCUUUUUAUCCAACGCAUGUCCUAAACCAAUCAUGUGCAAAGAGCAGAAUUUGAAAGUUUCUGUUGAAACAUUUAUAAAUAUUUAAUUCAAAGUGCUGAUUAAGUGUAAAGUCUAAAGUCCCAAAACAUUUUCUGUCACAUAGCAAGUAUAAUGUUUCUCUGUUCCCCUAGGAGCUAGAAAAUACCUGAUAUUUUCUUAUUGCCAUAAGAAAUAAUGCCUAUGUACAUUAAGAGUAUUAAGUUCCUCUAAGGAAGUCACAUCAAGAAACACAUAGCAAGCCCUGGCACAGUGCAUAAAUUUUUUGUGAUGUCCUGUCAAAUACAAUUUUCUCUUAAACAGUAUAUAAACAAAGCUACACAUAUCUAUCCGAGAAGUCUACAUAUGUCUAACAAAUCUUUAAUCGAGAAAACUACAACAAUCUUGCUUUUGAAUUAUUUGGUAUAUGUAAUAUUAAAUGUUUUAGAGUUACCUUCACAAGCCAGUGAGAUAUAACUCCAAGGCAAAUCAUCUCAAUCUAAUCAUGUGUCAGAUAGAUGUGUGAAAAUGUCACAGUCCAAAAUUAGCUGGAAGUGGCAGACACUGGAUUGGAGUAAAGCAAGAACAAACUGUGUAAUGCUUCCAAGAAAUUAGCAUGCCAUGCCAAACUUAUUAUGCUGUUAUUGACAUGGUUCUUAGUCCCAGGAGUGAGGACUGUAUGCACUGCAUAUUUUGCUGUAUUUUCCUGUCGUAACAUGUUAUUCCUAUUACAAAUGACUUAAACAUAAUGUUUUUCUUACCAGAGUGUGAACACAAUGCUCUCCCUGCCGUAAAUCUUCUCAUGUUUGUUGACCGAUGUUAGAUUUUUUUAGGUUUGAGGAUAAGACAACUUCAAUUACAAAUGGAUGUUAAAGAUGCCAAUGUAGUUUGUCUUCAUUUUGCAUAUGUGGACUUUCGGGGCUAUUUUGCAAACCUUUCCAUGUGCUCGUUUACAUCACGAACAAACCUUAUUAUCCAUAAACAACAUCGGAAAUAAUUAAUCUAGUAUUAUACACUGCUGGAAAAAACUAAGGGAAAUAUUAAUUAUCAAAGUAUAACACCAAGUCAAUCAGGGUAAAUCUGUAUAUAUCUUCAAUCUGUCCAGAAGCAUAACAGUGAUUGGGAAUCAGGUUUACCUGCUUUGCUGCAAAUAAACGUGACAACAUGUGUGCUGAAGAGGCAACAGAAUGACCUGAAAAUGGGAAUGGUUUUGCAGACGGUGGCCACAGACGAUUGCUUGCUAGUCAUCCUCAUUAUAUCUUGGGUGUUGUUUGUGCAGUCACAAGGAGGUUUGGUGUGUUGCCCAGCACAAUUUCAAGAGAAUGGUGGAGAUACUGGGAGAUUGUUACAUGAGGAAAGCUAGACAGGGUCAUAGAAGGGCAACAUCCCAGCAGCAGGACCAGCAAAGAGGAACAGGAGGAGCACUGCCAGAGCGCUACACAAUGACCUCUAGCAGGCUAUUGGGGUGCCUAUUUCUGAUCAAACUGUCAGACUCAAUGAGGGUGACAUAAGGGGCCAACAUCCUCUAGUGGGACCUGUUCUCACAGGCCAGCACCAUGCAGCUUGAUUGGCAUUUGCCAGAGAAGCCCAGAAUUGAUACAGUAGGUCUGACAAUGGCACCCUGUUCUCUUCACGGAUGAGAGCAGGUUCACAGAUGUGUCUGGAGAUACUGUAGGGGAAAGAUAUACUUCCAUCAUUCAGCCUGACUAGUUUGUCAGUGGGUCAGUGAUGGUCUGGAGAAUAAUAUCCUUGGAGGGUUGCUCAUGUGCUAGCCAAUGGAAAUCUACUACUGUUUAGUAACAGCAUGAAAUCCUCAGAGCCAUUAUCAAAACUUAUGCUAAUGUAAUAGGCCCUGGGUUCCUCCUGGUACAUGACAAUGCCUGGCCUCAUGUGGCCUAAGUGUGUAGGCACUCAGUCCUUAGACCCAAAUCCAAUUGAGAACCUCUGAUACAUUAUGCACUGGAGCAUCUAAAACCACCAGGUAGCACCACAUACAUUCCAGGAGCUCACUGAUGGUCAGGGCUGGGUGAAGAUCCUCAGGAAGUCAACUGCAAUCUGUGCUGUGAUGAAAUUCAUGCAAGGUGGAUCAACCUAUAUUUUACAAACCAUACCACGUGAUCCAUACCAAUUUAUUCAAAAUUAGUUAAAUGUAACAAAAAAGAAAUGUAAUGAGAAUGUAAAAAAAAAUUGUUGCAUACAAGAAUGGGAGUAAG